AUGGCGCUGUGCCAGAACAGACUCCAAGAGGAGAGAAAGCAAUGGAGAAGAGAUCACCCCUUUGGUUUCUAUGCGAAGCCUCAGCGCAACGCCGCCGGUGUUCUUGAUCUAAAGGUUUGGGAGUGUGGUAUACCCGGCAAGGAGAAGACGAUGUGGGAAGGUGGUUUGUUCAAGCUCAGUGUGACCUUCCCUGAUGAAUAUCCAACGAAGCCUCCAAAGUGCAAAUUCGUUCCUCCCCUCUUCCACCCCAACGUCUACCCAUCCGGCACAGUUUGCUUAUCCAUCCUGAACGAAGAGGAAGGCUGGAAGCCGGCUAUUACCAUCAAGCAGAUCUUGCUCGGUGUCCAGGACCUUCUGAACGACCCCAACCCCGAGUCACCAGCUCAAGCCGACGCCUAUAAUUUAUUCAAGAAAGACCGCGCAGGCUAUGAUGCUAAGAUCAAGAAGAUUGUGAGGGACCACCCCGCGCCUUGA
Cadophora gregata is the source of this 474-nucleotide messenger RNA. RefSeq names its product E2 SUMO-conjugating protein ubc9 (gene UBC9). Gene Ontology annotation, cellular component: nucleus. Lineage: Eukaryota; Fungi; Ascomycota; Leotiomycetes; Helotiales; Ploettnerulaceae. Gene Ontology annotation, biological process: protein sumoylation. The transcript is spliced from 3 exons. The record is from RefSeq and is a predicted model, not a curated record. The coding region runs from base 1 to 474 and encodes 157 amino acids. Gene Ontology annotation, molecular function: SUMO conjugating enzyme activity.